Molecule: messenger RNA, 5767 nt
Organism: Tigriopus californicus
Lineage: Eukaryota; Metazoa; Arthropoda; Copepoda; Harpacticoida; Harpacticidae
Product: cold shock domain-containing protein E1-like
Exons: 7
Coding region: 1421-5044 (1207 amino acids)
Molecular function (GO): nucleic acid binding
Source: RefSeq, a predicted model, not a curated record
ACAUAAUGGGCACCACUCGCCCGAGUGGAAGCUGACCAAAUACCCUGACCCGCGUGACUCUGGUUCGGCAAGCCUGGUUCAGCAUCGAACACUGAAAAAGCUUCUUCAAGCUGGGCCAAGAUGGCGGGAGGUCGUGCGCAACGUCGUUGAGAAAGUUUCUGUCUGACUCGACUCCUUCAAACUUGUUGGACCACAAUCAUCAUCAUCAUCAUCAUCAGUAUCAUCCUCGACAGACUUACAUGCAUACAUACAUAGGAGCAUUCUCACCUUGUCACACCCAUUGACCGCUGCAAUCAACACCACGACAAUUACUGCUACUACUUCUACUACUACGGCAAGAUCUAACUACCAGAACCAUAACUGCAACCAAAAGAACAAUUAACACCAGAACUCGAAGAAGAACUGGCAGAAGAAGAAGAAGAAGAAGAACGAAAAGAACUGAAUAAUAAUCGGCUAAACCUGAAGACGACAAACGAUCGGCCAGCUGCUUGUAACCCCGGACAAGCCGGAAAAGCACGUGCUAGUGCCUGAUUCCUGCGGGGGACUGUCCCACUUUUGGGUGUCCCUUCCAUCCAAGUGGAUCGGGCUCGAUUCCGGAUUGGCCCACUUUUUUGGCUUUGAAUUCGGGCUCUCACUGAACCCUCGAAUCCAUCGACCAGCUUGAAUCGGUACCACGCCCACGUGACUGCGGGUGUGGCGCUCCAUGAACUGCUUUUGUCGUAUAGUAAAGAAUCACUAUAACCGCCACGGAACCUCCAUCAGUCAAUGAAAGAAACGCUGUUUUAAAUCACCCCCUCCCUACUUUUGAUGCGGCACGUCCAUGUGUUCACCUUUGCUCCGCCUCUGCCGCUCCUACGGACCGCCCCAUUUCAUCGUGAUCUUCGAUUGAUCCCCAACUUCCUCCCUGCGGGGUUGUGGCCUGAAAUUCGGCCCACGCCCAUCGGAAGGAAGUGCUUUUUGUCAGUUGUCCUUCUUACCCUUUGAAUCGAAUCGAAUUCACCGGUCUCGUCUCACAUUCCUGAUCCAAUAAUGAGCAUAAUCCCCAGCCUCGCUUAACCAGCCACUCUUCCCGCUUCAACCAAUCCCCCGAGUGGGACUCCAUUUCGCUUUCCCUUAAUUUGGCGGGUAAGGCGACUUUGCCCCAAGAAACUUGUGAUAUAAGUAAUACUUGAUCCACUCCUACCAGGCUGGCUUUAUAUCCGGCCCCACCUAUCACGCAUCAGAAUAACAAAAGCCACAACUCAAGCUACCCCAAGGAAGCAAAAGUUCAGUCAAGAAACCACGACGCAUUCUAAUCGACCGGACCUAGAUUGGUGCCGGUUCCCUUUUUGUGUGUACUAGCAAUUUCAAUCCUCAAGAUUCAACCCGUGGCUGUUCUUCUAUACUAGUAAUUCUUAUCCCCACUUGCGUGAGAACCACCAUGAAUCAGUGGACACCCCUGCCACCCUCCGUGGACUCUUCCCAAUCGCACGGCGGGUAUGGGCAUGCCGGAGGACCGAGCGGGUUUUCGGGGCGCCCUCAAAGUGCCCGGCCCAUCACCAAGAACCCGCAAAGCAUGUUCCAAAACUUUCCAGGCAACAAUCCCUCUGCAUCCAACAACAUGAUGGGCCGAGACAAUGGUGGCCUCAUGAUGCGCGGGAACAAUGGAGGAGGAGGAGGAGGAGGAGGCGGCGGCAGUGGAGGCUCUCCGGGAUCUUCGACCAACUCCUUUGGCAACGGACGGUUCAACUCAUUGGGCUCCAAUGGCUACGAUGGCCCGACCAACGGUGGCGGUUUGAAUGGGUUUACCACUUCGUUGGGUCGCAUGGAAACGCGAACCUCACCCAACUUCUCCAACGGAUUCGGAUCCAUGAAUGGAGGAGGCGGUGGCGUGAGUGGUUCCUCUCUCUUUGGCAACAACGGAGGGAGCAACCAUCACGUUGGCAAUGCUUUCUCUGAUUUGAUCGGAUCUGGCCGUGGAAGCAAUGGCUUUGAGAACUACACCGAUCGCUUUACGGACCGCCCGAAUAAGACGUUCGAGCCGCCCCCCAUGAACAGACCUCAUCUUAUGAAUGGCUUUGAUCGCUCUAUGUCCUCGAAUGGUGGCUUUGAUGGAUUUCGAGGAGGUGUGGGUGCCAACAGCCACUCCUCUAAUGGCAGUGCCAUGAUGAGCAACUCAGGGGGAAUGGGCGUCGGCAAUUCCAGCUUCGACCGCCAACUCUCAGCUCCGUCAUCCUCGUCCCGAGACUUCAUGAACGGCCAAAGCAGCAUGAUGGGCGGGGGCAGCCGCAUGUUGGGCCAAAUGGGCGGCAGCAAUGGCAGUGUUGGUGGAUCCAAUUUCAUGAAUGGAACUCGAUCCGGAGGAAGCGGGGUUGGCGGAAACUACGUGGGUCGCCACAGCCCCAGUUUGGAUAUGUUUGGUGGAUCUGGCAGCAUGAUGACCAACGGCUCUUCUGGUAUGGGUGGAGGGAUGGGUGGAGCCAUGAAUGAUAUGAAGAUCGGAACUUGGAAUGACGCUCCUACCAAUUCGUCCCCUCAGAACAUGGGCAACUUCCCGCAAGUUUCCAACUUUGAGAUUGGCACCUUCAAUGCCGGAGGGUCGGCCUCGAACAAUGGGUUCUCCUCGAACAGUGGGAACAAUUCGUUCAGCCAAAGUGGCACGAACAUCACGGGUGGACCUGGGAUCAGAGAAACUGGCAUCAUCGAGAAGCUUCUGCACUCUUACGGAUUCAUUCAAUGUUGCGACCGCCAAGCCAGGUUGUUCUUCCACUUCUCUCAAUUCGACGGGAACAUUGAACAUCUGAAGAUUGGCGAUCCGGUAGAGUUCGAAAUGACCUACGACCGGCGAACUGGAAAGCCCAUCGCGAGCUCUGUCUCGAAAAUUGCCCCAGACGUGGUAAUGCGAGAGGAACGUGUGAUUGGUCUGGUGACCACCGAAGCCGCCCUAGAUCCGGAGACUGGACAGGAGUUACACGGCCGCAUCAGCUACGAGAAUCGAGGCGAGUGCUUUUUCCUUCCGUUUACGCGAAGUGACGUCGAAGGCAACGUGACCGUGACCUCUGACGACAAGGUCAGCUUCCAAAUGGCCACAAUGGCUCGGAGCGGCAAUCUCGUGGCUCGAACCAUUCGUCUUGAGGACCCUGCUUCCCCGGUCAAGUACCAGGGGGUGGUGAACUCCAUCACCGAAGACCACGGAUUGAUCGAGCGUGCCGAUGUUGUGCGCGAAAUCCGGUUCCACCUUCAAGACAUGAAGGACGGCUUUCCAGCGGCCAAGUUGGGCGAUGAUGUCGAGUUCAUUAUCCAAACCCGUAACGGGAAAGAAGUGGCUAGUGCCAUUGAGAUCCUACCCAGAGGAACGGUCGUAUUCGAGGAUGUCGGAGCGGAAUACUUCAAAGGCCAGGUGUUGAAGCCCUGCGACAAGUCUGGAUUUGUGUCUGGCGGUCAUAGCGAGGAUGCUUUGAGCGGCCGCGUCAAAUAUCGGGGUCCGGAUCGUUCGGAAGAGGAGAUCCAAUUUGCGGAAAAGGACCAGGUGGGCGACUUCACCCUCCGUCAUGGCGAUUGGGUCAAGUUCGUGAUCGCCAUCGAUCGUCGCGACAAACUGAAGCGCGCCACCAAGAUCGAACUCUUGGAAGAGUCCUUCAAGGUGUCUGAUGAGCGUCGGGAACACGGCACCAUCGAGAUCCUCAAGGAGAAGGAGAAAGUGGGUGUGAUCAAGUGUGCGGAUCGCGACGGUCAGAUGGCGUUCAAGUUCUGCGAAAUCUUGGAUGUCCAGCGAAACAUCUCCGUCGGUGAUGAAGUGGCCUUCACUGUGGCCGAAGACGAUGAAGCUCCGGGCAAGAAAGUGGCCCUGCGGAUUCGUCAUUUGAUUCCUGGGUCGGUCAAGUUCCACGUGGUGCUCGAAUCUGGCGCAAAUGGAGUCAUAUCUUCCGAGCCUGCCAGCCGAUCUGGCUCCCCGGCCAACGGUGACGAACCCAGUCGUCCCUCUGGCACCAUUCUGUACGAGCACAAUGGCAUGAAAGUGGAGGUUCCCUUCCACGUGGAUGGGUGCAAUCCCAGGCAAAUGCCACGUUUGGGAGACACGGUUCAGUUUGACAUAAUCCAGCUCAAGGCCACCAAGGCCACCAUGGCCGCGGAGAUCAAGGUGCUCGAAUCCAAACACAAGGGCCCCUUGACCCCUUUGACUCCGAUGGCCACGCCCAUCAUUCGAAAGGAAGUGCCCCAACAACAGAUUCAGUCGCAACAACCGACCAUGGAGGUGUGUUAUGGGUUCAUCGCCGCUCUCAAGGACGGGUUCGGAUUCCUGGAGACGUCCAGCCACGACAAGGAGGUCUUCUUUCACUUUAGCAACGUAGAAGGAAAGGCUGAGAAACUGGAAGUCGGAAUGGAGGUGUCUUACUUGGUCUACAAUCGCGAGAAGGGCGGCAAGCUCUCGGCUGAAUGCGUCAAAGUGGUCGACAAAGGCACCCUAUCUCCGUUGAUUAGCCAAGAGACCGUCCUUCAGGGAUCCGUGGUCAGACCCUUGCGCUCCGUGAAUCCAGACCAAGACGAAUACUGCGGCGAAAUCCACGUGUACUCCGAUGAUGGCAAGACCAUUCAGCGUUUCCAAUUCUCGAUUGCCAGUUUGGCCAACAAGAAGGAUCUGCUCCAAGUCAACGAUCCUGUUCAGCUUCAACCCUGCUUGAAGGAUCCUCACUUUGCGUCGAACGUGAAGUGCACUCGAGAAAAGCAACGCGCUUUUGUCGAGGCCAUGAAAGGCUCGUUUGGAUUCCUCAGCUACGAGGUCGAAGGUGGUAAGAAGCUGUUCUUCCAUACCUGCGAGGUCGACAACAAUGAGAUGCUUCAACAAGGAGACGAGGUGGAGUUUGUCGUGGUAUCCAAUAAACGCACGGGCAAACACUCGGCUGUGGCCGUUCGCAAGAUCAGCACUUGCAAACGUCCGGAACGUUUGAUCUCAAAACUGAAGACGUUAACUCUACACGGAGGCAUGAAGAUCAUGGUGAUUCGCCAGCCCAAAGGCCCUGAAAAUGGCAUGGGCUUCAAAGCCCCCCGAAACAUCACCAACUGAGGUCAGUCGUCCCUCUUCCCCCCCAGAUGGAUCGUCAUCAACAUCAUCAUUUUUAACUCUUCCCACAAGCAUAUCAUGAACGCGUCUUCUGCUCUCUCCGUCUCUGGUGAAGUCCCGUUGCAUUGGGUGCUUCCAUGUUCUUAUCACCAUAGCAACCCAGGACAGUCACCUUCUCCCCAACACCCCCUUGACAAUCUCGUAUUGUGACAAGAAACGAACACAUGCCCUCCCAUCCUUAGCUUCGAAAACGAAACACACACCGGCAGGCCAUUUCAUUCAAAGAGGAUGACCGAUUUCUUCAAGGGAGAAACAAAGUGGUAUACUUUGAGAAAUAUUUUGCGGAGAGAAGGAGAGAAUGAGGAGGAGGCGGAGGCGAUCCUGAUAUUGAACCCCCAUUCAGAUGAUAGAUUAUUUCCGGCCCGAACACCCACGUGUCCUUUCGCCUCCCAUCCUCGUCCUCAUCCUACACUUCCUUUUCCUUCUCCUCCUCCUCCUCCUCCUCCUCCUCCUCCUUCUCCUUCUCCUCCCAACGAGUACACAAAGACAAGAAAGACCAGAAAUAUUCAAUCAUGUACCACAACUGCUGCACCCAAUUUCUCACCGAAAUGAUGGACAUUCACCACAAACUAUGAUGCGUUAUAUAUGCCAAAACCAAUUGUGAUACGAACUCUUUAGCUGUUGUUGCUUUUCCUACAAGAGGACAUACACGCCUCCACCCAACAA